Molecule: messenger RNA, 1616 nt
Organism: Trematosphaeria pertusa
Lineage: Eukaryota; Fungi; Ascomycota; Dothideomycetes; Pleosporales; Trematosphaeriaceae
Product: putative N-carbamoyl-L-amino acid hydrolase
Exons: 2
Coding region: 92-1423 (443 amino acids)
Molecular function (GO): hydrolase activity, acting on carbon-nitrogen (but not peptide) bonds, in linear amidines
Source: RefSeq, a predicted model, not a curated record
UGCUCUGCGGCCUUGUCCAUGUACAAGUCGAGGAACUCAUGUUCAGAGACAGAACUGCCUACCAGCUGCUCCCGCUUGCCUUCUACGACCUAUGGCUACCACUCCCAUAGCGUCUGAGCCUGUGGCGCUCCCUUCGCUUCAACUUUCGACCAAGUACAGCGGUCUCCACGUCGAUGCUGCUCGUACCAAUGCGACCCUGCAGGCCGCCUGUGCAUGGGGAAACACUCCCGAUGGCGGCAUGAACCGCCUUACGUGCAACGACGACGAUAAGAGCGUGCGCGACUGGUUCAUCUCCGAAACGAACAAGUAUGGCUGUCAUCACAAGGUCGACGAAAUGGGCAACAUCUUCGCGAUCCGGCCCGGACAGAACAAUAACCUGCCACCCAUUGGCCUCGGCAGCCAUCUCGAUACGCAACCGACCGGGGGAAAGUAUGAUGGGAUACUAGGUGUUGUCUGUGGAAUGGAGGUAUUGCAGGUCCUGCAUACCAACAACAUCACCACCUACGCUCCUGUGGCCGUCGUGAAUUGGACCAAUGAGGAAGGCGCACGAUUCCCGCCGGCCAUGCUGUGCUCGGGUGUAUGGGGCGGAGAGUUCACCGUCAAGUAUGCGCAAGGACGGCAAGAUCCAGAGGGGAAUACCUUGGGCGGGGAGUUGAAGCGGAUAGGGUACAUGGGACCCACCCCAUGCUCAUUCGAAGCGAACCCUCUUCUCGCCCACUUCGAGGUCCACAUCGAGCAGGGUCCCAUACUGGACGUUGCCCGGAAACCUGUCGGAAUUGUCAAAGGCGUCCAGUCGAUCCGUUGGUAUAAUGUCGGCGUGCAAGGAAGGGAGGCUCACACCGGCACUACGCCCAUGGACCGAAGAAGCGACGCCCUUCUCGGAGCAGCCAAGAUGAUCGUGGAAACUAACCGAAUCGUGACCGAGACGGAGGUUGGUCUACGAGGAGGACGGGCCACGAUUGCGGUCAUCAACUCUCUACCACAGAGCAUUAACACCAUAGCUGGAAAGGUCAAUCUCGGCCUUGACAUCCGCGCACCGGCCGAUAUCGAUGUAGAACUGAUCGAAAAGCAAUGCCGGGAAGGCUUCGAGAAGGUCUGUAAACAGCAUGGCUUGGAGAUGACGUUCGACAACUUCUGGAUCAGUCCAGCUCUCAACUUCGAUCCCAUUAUGGUGAGCUGCGUUAAGCAGUCCGCGGCUGAACUCGGCUGUGACAUGGAAAUCGUUAGCGGCGCUGGCCACGAUUCUGUCUAUACAUCUCGCAAGGUCCCGACGGCCAUGAUCUUCGUCCGAUGCCGAGAUGGUGUCAGUCACCAUCCAGCAGAGUUCUCUCGCGAAGAGGACUGUGCAGCCGGAGCAGAGGCUUUGCUGGGAGCAUACCUGCGAUACGACGAUUACCUUCGGCGUUCCACAGCCAAGAUUUGAGAUAGAGACCGACAUCAUUCUAAAACAAUUCCACCAGUCGCUUCACUCUUGGGACGGCUUCACAACUACGAUGUCCUCCGCCUUUCAUUUUCUGCAUCUCGCCUUCCUGAUCAGUGGUUCACAGACGUGGGCAUUCAAAAGUCCCAGAUGCCGCCUACCAUAACAAUGCAACUUGGUCUCGUCAAAGUGGAAC